Messenger RNA from Rhizophagus irregularis DAOM 181602=DAOM 197198, 1018 nucleotides. RefSeq lists its product as uncharacterized. Gene Ontology annotation, cellular component: peroxisomal membrane. Gene Ontology annotation, biological process: peroxisome fission. Lineage: Eukaryota; Fungi; Glomeromycota; Glomeromycetes; Glomerales; Glomeraceae. The record is from RefSeq and is a predicted model, not a curated record.
GAAACUUGGAAAAAUCAUUUACAAUUUACACGAGUUUAAAUGCCAAUCUUCUCCCGACUUUCUAACCCAUUGGCCGUAGCCGGCAAUUUUCAACCAAAUCCAAGUAUUGACCGCCUUGUAAAAUUCUUGAAUUCAGUACCUGGGACUGACAAAAUUUUGAUGUUUGUUCAAUAUUAUUCGAAAAUUUUAAUAUGGUUUUUCAAUCGUAUUGGUAAGGAGUCAUGGGCUCAACGUAUUGUCAACUUAAAUAAUCCGGUAACUGAUUUUAGAAUCUUCCUUAGGUUUUAUGGUCUUCUUCCAUUGAUUCAAUGGAUGAUUCAUAUUGAACACCAUCCACCAGUAUCUUCAUUACUUUUACAAAUUGAACGUAUUCAAAAUCUUACCAUGAUUUUUUAUUAUCCCCUCGAACAUAUUUGGUGGCUUGCAAAUCACGAAGUUAUUUCUAUUUCUGAAGCUCGAAUGAAUAAGAUUGGAGUUUGGAGCUGCCGCUUUUGGGCAGUUCAUGUCAUUCUCCAAUUUUUACAUCUUGCCAUAGAAUGGAAGUUAUAUAAAAGACGAAGUCGUGAUAUUAUCAAAAAAGUAGAUGGUGAUGAAGAUGAUAUUAGGAAGGAAAAACGGCAGAUUAAAAAAGCAGGAGAAAGAAUUAUAAGAGAUACAAUUAUUAACAUCGGUUAUUUACCAUUAACAAUGCAUUGGUCAAUCGAAAAUUCAUCUUUUCCUGAUAUUGGUGUUGGUAUCUUUGGUACACUUGCCGCUUUUUAUCAACUGGUCGGCGCGUGGAAAGCAACAAAUGAAUAAUGAUAAAAUUAUAAAAUUAUAAAAAAAAAAACAAUUUAUUCUAAAAACUUUAGUAAGGUUUAUUAUAUAAUCUCUAUUGGUCGGAGAUGGUUCUAACACAAAAUUCGCUCGUCUGUUGUCUAUAUUUAUUUUAUAAAUUUAGAUUCUUUGUAUUUGUCAUUAUUAUUAUUAAUCAAAUAUAUAGUGUAUAUUAUAAAAUAAUAACGCACGUGAUUUUUCG